CGGGAUACCCAGACAGAAUUAGUACAAAUCCAGCCACGAGACCGUCGUCAACAAGACCGCAACAGCCAUACAUAGCCAAGCACCGCAACGAAGCACAUCAACACUUCUUUCUCCCACCUUCGUCCGACCUUUUCUUUUGGGGAAUAUCCAUGCCGACCUACAACAAGUCGCCAGCAGAUGGUUUUCUUCCCAACGGACUUGCUCCAACAUUUGUGUCUAUCCCUUCACCUACGAACAGGUGAUGCGGCUUGGAGACUCGUCAGAUCUCGUUACGAUGUCCUCGACCUCGCUGCAUAUCUCCACGACGAACUGCCCUCUUCUGCCCACAGUCAUCAGCAGCGGCCGCGCUCAACUCUGAAGUUGCUCAACUCCGCUCUAGAACUUUAAAGGUCAUCUUCUGAUGACCUUUAUAAGUCAGCCUACUUAUCUGCUUAGCGCUAGGAUUACCCUUUACUUAACGCCGCUUCAUGAGCUAAUGUCCGUGCUAUCUCCGGCUACAUUCGGCCUGCCCGUGAACGAUCCCGACACUUAAAUAUAAGGGAGGUCGGAGGAAGAUAGAACUAAGUGGACUUGCUUAAACUAUUAUAUGAUACCCGCCGGGUCGAGUAAUGCUCCAGUAUUUCAAAAGAUAUUUCCUUUCUAUAUACACUACAAGCCUGUCGCGCUAAUAAUGGCCCGACUCGCACCCUAUGCCAACGACCACAGGGACACCAACGGUCCAGGUGACGCGCGACCUAACGCGUUGAAAAUAAUCCGGGAUCAGAAUCUCGACGGACAGCUUGUCGGUAAAAUCUUCCUGAUUACAGGCUGCACGGCUGGCCUAGGUCUUGAGACUGCGCGAGCGCUUCGUGCUACGGGUGCUGAUGUCUACUUCACCGGCCGAGACGUUGCAAAGGGAAAGCAGGUAGUAGAGUCUCUCUCAAAAUAUGACAGACCAGGUAAAAUAGCGUUUAUCGAAAUGCACCUCGACUCACUGGAAAGCGUACGGGCUGCAGCAGGAAAUUUUCUCAAGCAGUCUGGAGGCAAGCUCAACGUACUGAUCGCCAAUGCUGGUAUCAGGGGCUACCCUAAAGCCCAAACAAAGGACGGCUUCGAACAGCAUUUCGGAAUUAAUCACCUGGGCCAUUUUGCAUUGUUUCAGGAGCUCAAAGACGCCCUCAUCGCAUCGUCAACCCCGGCGUUCAACUCUCGUGUGAUCGUACUUACAGCCAACGGACAUCGUCAAUCCGGUAUCCGUUUUGACGAUUAUCACUUUGACAACAGGCCAGAAGGAUACGAACCCCUUCUGGCAUAUGCGCAAUCUAAGACGGCAAACAUAUAUAUGGCAUUCGAAAUUGACCGCCGCUAUGGCGCUAAGGGUCUUCACGCAUUAGCCGUCCAUCCGGGAUACAUAGCUACGACAUCCUUGAAUCGGACAACUUCACCAGAAGACUUUGCUCAAAUUGUGCAGAAUCCAGCAAUUGCGGCUAAGCUGAAGAGUGCGGAGCAAGGCGCUGCGACCACGGUGUGGGCUGCGGUAGCCAGAGAGUGGGAAGGCAAAGGAGAAAAAUUUCUGGAGGAUUGUCAAGAAGGCGAGCCCUGUAGGGAUGAUCAUCUCCGGUUGGCCCCGGGGUAUGCACCGCAUAUCUAUGAUUUCAAGAGUGCGGCGAGGUUAUGGCAGGAGAGCAUGAGGAUGGUGGGUUUAUUACCGUAACUUAAAGUCCGACUUUGUGUAGCCUAUCCUACGCAUAAUACCGCAUAAAACCUACUUGCU
Molecule: messenger RNA, 1753 nt
Organism: Exophiala oligosperma
Lineage: Eukaryota; Fungi; Ascomycota; Eurotiomycetes; Chaetothyriales; Herpotrichiellaceae
Exons: 2
Coding region: 587-1693 (368 amino acids)
Source: RefSeq, a predicted model, not a curated record